AUGGCAUCUCGAUCUUUCUAUGACCUUUCAACAUGCUGCCUCUCUCUCGCUCAUCCAUCGCCCUUUGAAACAUCACCUUCCCGACAAAUCUCCAAGUAUCUCAAGGUCGUUCCCGUCGACGGAAAAGGUUUGGGUGUUGUGGCGACGCAAGACAUCAAGCCGUUCACCCUGUUGCUCGCCGAAUGCCCUGACAUUGCUGAUCUGGAUGAUCGUGAUCGACCAAAAGAGAUAGCUUCCGUUGCCGCGGCAUAUCGUCGUAUGAGCCCCAUUGUCCGAACCCGAUUCAAUGAAUUACACGAAGCAAAGUCUAAAUCAGAAACCCGAGAACUGCGUAUCUGGAGGACCAACGCACUAUACUGGAAUCCCAACAAGGAUCUCAAGGCUGAAUCCAUGGCCGCCUUCCUCAAUAUGUCCCCGCAUCAACCACUCUUCGAUAAAAAGCGAAUGCAUCUUACCUCAACGAAGUCCAUUCAUAUUGGGGAGGAAGUGACAAUUUGCUACAACGACACUUUGUACUACAUGACCCGCGUGGAACGCACUGCUUUUCUACGCUAUACCUAUGACUUUACCUGCCCAUGUCGGGCAUGUACGGAUCGGGAGUUUGGACACAUAAGCGAUCAGAGACGUCAGACAAUCAAGCAGAUCUUCUACUGUGACAUUUUUGGCUGGCUAGUUGCGUUCGACUUCUCUACUAAGAUAGCGAACUAUGAGGAUGCUAUUCGCAUGGUGGUAGAUAGUUCCUUACUCAAGAACAAACAACACAACCUGAACAAUUCUAGAGGGCUCCAGAAACCAGGCGUGCUACGACGGGCAUGCAAGCUUGAGUAUGACGAGGGACUUAUCAACGUGGGCUUGAUCAAGUUCAUAAUGAAUUCAAGUAUGGCGUUCUUGAUCGACCUACAGAUCCGAGGUUCGUCUGGGGAGGAAUGUUCGGACGGGAAUGGAUUUCAACGAACCAUACAGCUCCUGACGGCAUGCGAAUCGUUGCUACGUCAGUUAUACCCGCCAGGGCAUCCAGACCAGGAAGAAGGGGCCCGGGCAAAGGCUGAUAUUCUUCGCCUCUUCUCUGCGGAGAUUAAGUACGACGCAAUGACCAUCGAUGAUUGCCAAGAGCUUAUCUCAACAGCCAUGGAUGCAGAACCUGAUCCGUUGUCCGAAAGGGCGGCGUACGGCUCUUAG
Molecule: messenger RNA, 1179 nt
Organism: Mollisia scopiformis
Lineage: Eukaryota; Fungi; Ascomycota; Leotiomycetes; Helotiales; Mollisiaceae
Exons: 2
Coding region: 1-1179 (392 amino acids)
Molecular function (GO): protein binding
Source: RefSeq, a predicted model, not a curated record